Molecule: messenger RNA, 2135 nt
Organism: Anopheles cruzii
Lineage: Eukaryota; Metazoa; Arthropoda; Insecta; Diptera; Culicidae
Gene: Phf7
Product: pineapple eye protein
Exons: 3
Coding region: 1-1866 (621 amino acids)
Cellular component (GO): nucleus
Source: RefSeq, a predicted model, not a curated record
AUGAACUCAAGGUGUUUUCUGUGCAAAAGCUCCGAAAAUGACGAACUGCUGUACGGGAAAUUCUGCACGAAAUGGGACCUUUCGGUUCAUUAUUACUGUUUGCUUUUGUCGUCGAACCUGAUACAGAACGGUGAAAGUGAUGCGGUCGGUAUCUUUGGGUUUCUGGAGAAAGACAUACGGCAAGAGCACAAGCGGACGAGACGCUUCCGGUGCUACAUCUGCAGGCAGCUGUGUGCGAAUGUAACCUGCUGUUUUAAGAAAUGCCUCCGAAUGUUUCACACCGCCUGCGGCAUCAAGAACGACUGCCUGUCGCACUUCACGGACACCUUUCAGUCUUGGUGUGCGGAACAUGUACCGCUAAACCCUGAACAGUCGCGGCAUACGACGACAGAACCGUGUUCGAUUUGUUUCGAUGAGAUGGGCAGCUUCAACAGAAUCUCCUCGAUACAAGCCCCAUGCUGUCGAAACGGAUGGUUCCACCAGCGGUGCAUGAGAAAAUUCGCCCAAUCGGCCGGGUACUUUUUCAAGUGCCCGCUCUGCAACAACGCGGAUGCGUUCACGGGGGCGAUGCGCCUGCGGGGUGUGUUUGUGCCGGCACAAGAUGCUGCAUGGGAGCUCGAACCAAACGCAUUUCAGGAGCACCUGUUUCGGCCCUCGGAAUGUGACGCAGAAAGCUGCAAGUGUCCCGAUGGUCGUACCGUAGAUACUCGGGGCGGCUGGUGUUUGCUGAUUUGCGGUUCGUGUGGAGCAACAUCACGGCACAGGCAGUGCAUGGCGUCGUCCGAAGCAAGGUCCUACGUCUGUCAAUCGUGCCAACCCAUCAUCGGAGAAGGGGUUCCCUUGGAGGACGACGACAGUAGUGAGGCGUCGCUAUCAUGUUCACAGGAGGAGAACCUUGGGGCGGUUAAUGGUAUCGGUCCGUCUCCUGGGUCCGAGUCUGGCAUUCAGUGCUCCAGCAGUGAGGAAUCAGUGGUGCGGUAUGUUCAAAGGGACCGAAGAAAUCUCCGGAUGCGUAUAGUAUCGGAAGAAUCGGAUAGCAAUCACUCAGAUGUCAGUUCCGUUGACACCGGACAACGAAAAGUACGUACUGCCCAGAAGCGGAUCGUUUCUGAUGACCCUGACAACGUCAAAGAGAAAGACCUGUGCUCACCUGUGACCAGGGAGUCUAAAACCGCGAAAAGGGAAGAGUCGGAAGAUGAGAGUUCCUAUUCUUCCGGUACCUCUUCACUGUCCACCGGCCACACUCGAAGGAGACGAUCGAAGACGAUCAGUAGAAAAAGGCUUUUAACCCUCGACGUGCAUUCAGACACCGACAGCCCUUCGCCGGAGAUGUCUUCCAACAGCGAAGACAAACCCUUAGCCUUGCUCAAGAAGACUUCCGAGAAGAUGCGAAAACAAAGCGCGCCCCUAUCGUCCAGUGAUUCCGACAGUAGCGUUCACAUGGGUGCUCGGGCUUCGAAAAGAAGGCGCGUGCUAACGGAUGAGGAUGAAAGCGUGGAAACGAAACCGUUAAACGUUUCGAAUGAAGAAAACAUCAACCCGCAUCGUCCUGAGCUGAGAGAAUCUGGUGAAGGAACGAAAGCACCGUCGACUAGUACAACAACUCCGCCGAUGAAACCUUGCACUAGCUCUGCGGCGAACGGUGUACUAAGACGGUCUGAAGAGAAGCAGCAAUCAAUUCUAAAGUAUGUAUACCAUCGGUCAUCAUCGGGAGACAAAAGUACAGGGGAUAAACUUGCUGGCGGCCCUUCCAAAGAAACGAAGAAAUCGGGAAAAAGGCGGCCUGACUCAAAGGCUGUUCGUGCAGGCCGCAAGAAGAAGUGCUAUGGACAGGUAAAGUUGCUUGACUACUUAAGGAGCUGUUAAGAGGCUGACUACCGCGUUGUUGCACGUCAACGUCAAACGCGUCUCCGAAGGGCCGGUCAUUAUGAAACGUUUUGAAAUUUGUCUAUACGUGAGCCGUGGUUUCGCGGUAUCACCCGAGCCAUCUGGCGAGCUAAUCACUCGUCACGAUUGUUGUCUCAUCGAUGGCGCGAACGAAGUACUCAAUGGUUCGAUUGAACAGAAAGCAGAGCAUCGUGUGAACCUUAGCAAUCACCGCGGAGAACAUCGUUUCUAUCGAACGCGGAUUUUAA